AUGGUUGCCAACAGCGAUUCAAAGACCGCCUUGGUCGUGGACUCGCCAAGCUACGAGGUCAAGAAAAUAGACACUACCAACCACCGAGUCCCCAAGCCCUCUGGACCCAACAAGGUGUUCACGAAGGAGGGCGUUACUUAUGGUGACUGGAGAGAUGACCUUGUUCGCGAUGGGUACGCGGUGGUCAAAGGCGCAGUUCCCAAGGAACGUAUCGAGAAAUAUGGCGACGACAUGAUGACUUACCUUGAGACCUUUGCCGGUGGCCUUGGUUUCAAGCGUGACGACCCUUCUACCGUCAAGGAAUCGAACCUUCCCAUCAUCACUGAGAAGGGCAUGAUCCUCGGUUACGGUGUUACCCACGAAUCCUUCACUUGGGACAUUCGCCAGGAGCCCGGCGUCGUUGAGGCCUUCGAGAGAGUUUACGACACCCAGGAUCUUAUUGUUUCCUUCGACGCCGUAAAUGUUGCGUUCCCCAACCGCACCGAUAUUAAGCCCAACAAGCCCUGGCCUCACCAGGACCAAGACCCCACUAAGCCCGGCUUCCGGUGCCUCCAGGGUCUCGUCAACGUCUUCCCCAACGGUGACAAGGACGGCGGCUUGAUCGUCUGCAAGGGCGGCCACAUGCUCAGCGAGGAGUUCCACAAGGCGUUUGCCAACGAGCCCAACAGGAUUCCAGCGUGGACUCCAGAGUGGUACGGCUUCACGGAUGAGGGUAUGGCUUGGUUGAAGGAGAAGGGUUGCGAAUGGGUAAAGAUCAACGCCGAGCCCGGCGACCUCCUGUUGUGGGACAGCCGCACGCCGCACUACAACCUCAGCCCUACAGGCACUUCGCCUCGUUUUGCCACUUACACUUGCUACAUGCCGGCCGCCGACGCCUCUCAGUCGGACUUGGUGAGGAAGAAGGGCGCUUUUGAUAACUUGAUGGGCACCACCCACUGGCCCAAUGCCUUGAACGUCGCGAACCUGCCCGUCAAGCGAAAUGGAAAGGACUGCCCUUACCACACUGGCAAGCCGAGAGCACCACCGAAGUUGACCGAGAGGGGGUACCUGCUGACCGGUAUCCCAUACAUUCAGCCCACCGCUGCAUAA
This is a messenger RNA of Neoarthrinium moseri, 1089 nucleotides long. RefSeq lists its product as uncharacterized. Lineage: Eukaryota; Fungi; Ascomycota; Sordariomycetes; Amphisphaeriales; Apiosporaceae. The record is from RefSeq and is a predicted model, not a curated record. The coding region runs from base 1 to 1089 and encodes 362 amino acids. The transcript is spliced from 2 exons.